CAUAGAUAUUUUCUAUAUAUUUUUUGCUUAAAAACUGAAGAUCUCGUUGGAGAAAAGUCCGGUUCUCAUCGUUAUUUAUUAUUGACUUGACCGAAGUUUAUUGUUGCAUCAUUGAGUAAGAUAAAAAUUGAAUAAUUAGUUCAAAUUUUGAUUGAAUUUACUGCUUUGCAGUUCACUCUCGCAUGGAAUGAUCACUUUCAUUUCACGUAACACUUUGUUGAAACUCGUUAUCUUCAGUACCAUCAAAGAUUUAUCAUGAUGACAGGCUUCAGUUCGAACGAUGAAAUGGAUAAAGAUCUCGAACUAGCGUUGAAAUUAUCUCUAGAAGACAGCCAGAACCAUGCUCGAAAUUUUCGAGAUAUUCCCGGACCUUCAAAUUCAACUCGUCCCAACGUCCCGUUUGGAAACCUCUAUGACAAUCGUAAACGUCCCAUUGAACUGAAUGAUCGGAGCCCAAUACCGAAAAAGGUGGUUAUUUCUAAAGAACUCGAAGAUUAUCAACUCGCAUUAAAGUUAUCUGAAGAAAUCAACGGUAGAGCAGCCAUCCCAGUGAAUGAUGAAGACGCGGAUUUUGCUUUAGCGUUGAAAUUAUCGAACCAAAAUAAUCCUAGUACGAGUAGUUCCGUGAAAAAUAAUGAACACGAAAGUGAAGAUUUCUUUCUCGCUAUUAAGCUUUCACAAGAAGACUUCGCACCUGAAAUUGUCAUUGAUGACGAUCCUGUGAUUCCUGAUCCUGCAAAACCGAAUAGUUCGAAGUUAUCCGAUCCGGCUAGUCAAUUAAAUAAAAAGAAAUAUGAUGACAGAAGAAUGACAGUCGUGGAUCCAAGUUGGGAAACGAUUGACCCAACACCAGAUAUUUACGCUUUAUUUGCUGCCUUCAACGAACGAUUUUUUUGGGGCAAACUUGAUUGUGUUGAAGUGAAAUGGAGUCCUCGUAUGACGCAAUGUGCAGGUGUUUGUAGUUAUAGCCCAAGAGCUGGAUUCUGUUCCGUAAGACUAAGUCAACCCCUUUUAAAAUUACGUCCUCGAAAAGACUUGGUUGAAACGAUGCUACAUGAAAUGAUCCACGCGUUUCUAUUUGUUACGAGAAAUGAUCGUGAUCGAGAUGGUCAUGGGCCUCGAUUUCUCGAACACAUGAACAGAAUUAAUAAUGAAAGUGGAGCUCAUAUAACAGUCUACCACAGUUUCCACGAAGAAGUAAAACAUUAUAAAACUCAUUGGUGGAAAUGUAACGGACCUUGUCAACAUAAAGCACCGUAUUUUGGUUCUGUAAAGAGAUCUACUAAUCGAGCCCCUGGGCCAAAUGAUUUAUGGUGGAAUGAUCAUCGUGCCACAUGUGGUGGUGAGUUUAUUAAAGUGAAAGAACCAGAGAAUUAUGUGAAUAAAAAACAGAAGAAAAAGGAUGGCAAAAAAGCUCCAGCCAAUGUCCUAGAUAACUAUUUUCCUCGAGCUACAACCUCUGGAGCGUCGACAUCUUCUCAAAAUCCACUCACUCCAUCGACCUCGUUCAAUAAACCACCAAAUUCUGCCGGAGUUACCAAUUCAUCGAAUGUUGUUGGAUUUCAGAAUUCGGUCAGUCCGUCGACUACAUCGAACGCUACUGCUUCGUCUAACAAUUUGAAUAGAGGUCAAAAAAUUCUAAGUUUGGUCGAUGUUAAUGCGAAAAAAGACGCCUAUGGUGCUCUUAUAAAGAGUAAUAAAAGUCCCGAUAGGAAUAAAUUUGUUCCGAUGUCAGGACAAAAAAAUGUUUUUCGUUUCAUUAAUGGUAGUGAUUGGUGAAAAUUUUGUGUUCCAUUUUUCUAAAUGUAUCUAGCUUUUUGUAUUCAUAAGAGUUUUUUUAUUCGAUUUUCAUAAGAUUUAUAUCGUUAACAAUCUAUAUCGUUUAUUUUGUAAUUGUGAUGCUCCAUGAAUUGCUGUGAUUCUUUUUGUACUUCCUCGAAAUUCCAUGUCAAUGUCGUGCUAUUAAAUUUAGAACUUUUUUUGAACGUGA
This is a messenger RNA of Planococcus citri (citrus mealybug), 1990 nucleotides long. It is a transcript of the gene mh, whose product is annotated as maternal haploid. Gene Ontology annotation, molecular function: single-stranded DNA binding; polyubiquitin modification-dependent protein binding; metalloendopeptidase activity. The transcript is spliced from 7 exons. Gene Ontology annotation, biological process: DNA damage response. The record is from RefSeq and is a predicted model, not a curated record. NCBI's taxonomy places the organism in Eukaryota, Metazoa, Arthropoda, Insecta, Hemiptera, Pseudococcidae. Gene Ontology annotation, cellular component: nucleus. Bases 256 to 1779 code for a protein of 507 amino acids.